AUGCAAAGUUCCAAACCUUCUCUACGUCCGCUGGACGCUUCCAAGCUGAAAUUUACCAAAACAACAACUCCAAUGGCAGUCCCAAAACCAGGCGAUCCAGUCAUUGCUACACAUGCCCAAUGCACAGAUCAUAUGAUCACCGCCAUCUGGCGCGCCGAUUAUGGUUGGGAAGAUCCAGAGCUGAAGCCAUACACGAAUUUCUCUUUACCACCUACGGCCAGCGUCUUCCAUUAUGCCACCGAGUGUUUGGAGGGAAUGAAGAUGUACCGAGGAUACGACGGCAUGCUGCGGCUGUUCAGACCUGACGCAAACUGCAAACGGAUGCUUGCUUCGGCAACUCGCAUCUCUCUCCCUGCAUUUGAUCCCGAAGAGUUGGAGAAGCUCAUCAUGACUUUUAUUGCUACGGAUGGUCCGAAGUGGUUGCCUGAGAAGGGCUCUUCCCUUUAUCUACGUCCAACGAUGAUCGGCUCUUCUGCAUCAUUAGCAUUUCAGACACCAAAAGAGUGCACUCUCUUCGUCAUUGCUUGCUUCAUGCCACCCCCGAAUUCCCCUUUGGAAUUGAGAUUGAUGGCGUCUCAGAAGGACAUGGUCAGGGCCUGGCCCGGCGGAUUCGGAUAUGCCAAAGUGGGCGCCAACUAUGGUCCAUCUCUGUUGGCCAAUUGCAAAGCUCGUGGUCGUAGUUAUGACCAAGUCCUGUGGCUCUUUGGCGAAGAACGCGAGGUGACUGAAGCUGGAGCAAGCAACUUCUUCAUAGUAUGGAGGACUGCAGACGGGAAAUCUCAACUCGUCACUGCUCCUUUGGAUGUCAAAAUGAUCCUCGACGGCGUAACUCGGAGGAGUAUCCUCCAGUUGGUAAGGGAGCGACUUGCAAGUGGUCAAGGCCACUUGGAGGCCUUGGAGAUUGUGGAACGCAAGUUUACAAUGGAUGAAGUUGCCGAUGCUGUAGAUCACGGCCGUGUAAUCGAGGCGUUUGCCGCUGGUACGGCUUACUUUGUUGCGCCUGUAUCAGCGAUUAACUACCAAGAUCGGGAUUUGGAGAUCACCAUAGCCAAGGAUGGGUAUGCCGCUUUGAUCAAGAGUUGGUUGGCAGACAUCAUGUAUGGAAACGAGCACCACGAAUGGGGUGUAGUGGUCGAGGAAAAGCAACUUCUUUAA
Messenger RNA from Trichoderma virens Gv29-8, 1155 nucleotides. RefSeq lists its product as uncharacterized. Gene Ontology annotation, biological process: L-leucine biosynthetic process; L-valine biosynthetic process. The record is from RefSeq and is a predicted model, not a curated record. Bases 1 to 1155 code for a protein of 384 amino acids. Gene Ontology annotation, molecular function: branched-chain-amino-acid:2-oxoglutarate transaminase activity. Gene Ontology annotation, cellular component: mitochondrion. Lineage: Eukaryota; Fungi; Ascomycota; Sordariomycetes; Hypocreales; Hypocreaceae. The transcript is spliced from 2 exons.